This is a messenger RNA of Drosophila elegans, 951 nucleotides long. RefSeq lists its product as uncharacterized. NCBI's taxonomy places the organism in Eukaryota, Metazoa, Arthropoda, Insecta, Diptera, Drosophilidae. The record is from RefSeq and is a predicted model, not a curated record. The transcript is spliced from 3 exons. The coding region runs from base 16 to 387 and encodes 123 amino acids.
AUUAACCACCGAAAGAUGUUCACCAAUAUAUUAAGCUCUGUGCUUUUGAUUCUUUUUCUGAAUGAGGUGACUUCGGCACCCACAGCUUCAGUCACAUCUUUUGUGCCGUCUAUUAACGACAAUGGCGUUAUUGUGGUGCCGUAUGAUAAUAAAUAUUACCUGAGGAUCGAUAUUGAGGGAACGGGGAGGGAGGAGACCGUUGAGGAGAUUGCCCCGGAUCAGUUCCAAGUUAAGGGCACCUUUGGACAGCCCUUUCCAGGAUCCAAGUACCUUUUGGUAACCUACGAGGCCGGGCCAAAUGGCUAUGUGGCCAAGUAUAGCCUAUCGGAAUUACAGAACCAGGUUCAACACCUACCACCCGCUGCAUUGAAAACUGCCGCCGGAUAAAAAACAAAUCAAACUGAUAAGUGAUAUAGCCAAAUGAGAAAUUCUUAACUUCAUGAAAUAAUAAAAUAAAAUUCUAAACUACCAGAUCAUUGGAUCUGGUAAUCAUUGUUUCUUUUUUUUAAAUAAAUAUACUUAAAAACACUACAAUAAGUUUAAAAUUAAUAUUUACAAAUAAGCUUUGACUUGCGUCAGCACCUUGAUACCAUUUGAGCAACUCUAAAUUUAUUAUUUUGCAAAAUUUGCUAACUGGAAAACUAAAUUAAAACAAUGAAAAUUUCAAGCUCUAAACAAUCGUUCGAUCCCGUCAGUUUUGAUUGUUAAACAACCAAGAAAGAAAACUCUUGGGAAAGUUUCAUCCAGAUAGCUUAUAAAAGGAAGAUCAAGAACAAAUAUCCUUUAUAGGGUCGGAAAUGACUCCUUCAAUGCGUUGCAAACAUAUGUCUAAUUACGUCCUUCAAUAAAAUAUGUAAAUGAGUUUUAAUAGUCUUUAAUUAAUUAAUUAUUAUUUUAAUUAUUUUGCACUACUAAAGACUCUCAAACUGUAAUAAAAACCAGAAAGCACAA